AUGCUCCCCAGGGUGUUUUUAACCACGAGCAAUAUGCGCCAAUGGAUGGCAAAAGUUCCUGCCAAUCAAUUAAAAUAUAAAAAAAACUGCAAAAAAUUGAUUGCAGCAUUUGUGAAGUUAUCAGGCAUGUUAAGCGGCAAAGAUCUAGAUUUCAUUGGUACUUGUCUACAGCUUAAACUUAUUGAAUUCACCGAGGAAUACUCCAAACUUGGACUGCUUACAGUUCAAACAGGGAUGGAAGAAUUCAUUCAGGAUUCUCAGUUCUUACCUGGAAUUUCAAUACUACGCGAGAAAUUAAUGCUGCAAGGCAAUAAAUUGGACCAAUCUGUUGCAAAGGCAAAGGACUCAAUUUCAACGCCAAUGUCGCUUGCAAAUUGUAUCGCUAUUGUCGAGAAGGAUCCGUACGUCCUCAACGACGCGGCAUUUAUAGAUCGAUUACAAAGUUUUGCAUUAAAUGAGGGCUCUGCUUCUCAAAUACUUUUUAUGCUAGAGAAAUUGGAUACCAAGACGCCGUUGUCUCGCUUCCAAAUAAAACUACUAGAUCUGUUAACAAUCUAUUUCAAAAAUACACUAGGACCAAGCUCGGUGCCAAAUCUUCACAGAAUAUUUCACAUAUUUGUAACUUUUCGACAACCAAAAAGAAUGAGAAAUAUUUCAAACUUGUUACUAAGUCUUGGUAAGAAAAUGCAUGAUAUAUGUGUACUAGAGUCGGCUAUUGAAUAUGAAGCACGUAUUUUCAAUCAGGACCCAUCGCCGUUAAAUUUUAAUGCCCUUCUUUCCAAAAUGAGAAUGUUGAAUGAAAUCAAUGAAAAAAUUUUUACCUUGUUCCUACAAUGUUGUGCAACAAACUGCACAUAUAAGCUAGGAGUUACUCAAAUUUGCAAAAUAAUUUUGAUGAACCCUCGUUUCCUGGUAUGUUUGAAUAGUGUUGAUGAAGAAUUCAAAACGCUCUUGCUACAUGAAAUACUUUCUCACUUUGAAAAGAAGGAUAAAGCAUUAGCGUCUGUAAUCUGUAAUUCCAUUAUGCGACUGGUUAGCUUCACCGAUUCGAAACUCGAGCAGAAAGUACAGCAUGUUUAUCAAAGGUUUGGCAAAGGUCUACAUAAUGAUAUUCAACUAUUUGACACAUUACCAUCUUCAACCCCAUUUGUAGAAGCUUGUGGCAAAUUAUUAAAAGAGUCUACGUGUGAUAUUAAUGUGUUUGACAAUAUUUGUCAAUCUUUGGAAAAAUGGGAGCCAUUGUCUGCGUCAGAGUACGAGCACCAGCUCCUAAUGCAAAUAUUUCGUUUUUUCCGCAAAAACGGACUAUCAGAUUAUACGGUUCGAUUGUGUGAUAUAUUGAAAACCAAAGAGUGCAGUGAUCAAACUAGGAUAUUCAUGGGGUUUGAAAUGUGCCAUGCAUGUGCCAAGCUCUUGUUAUGGUCCCAAUGGAGUGAUACGUUGGAAGGUCUUCAAUCGGUGAUGAAACGGGCUAAAAAUGUCUGCCUAAGAGAUGUGAUCAGGUACAAAAUUGAACGGAUAUUGAUUUUUGUAGAAAAGGGUGCUUCAAAAGCGGCAACUGAAAAGUUUGCUGAAUUAUUGCAUCUUAUUAAUCUGAGGCCUGAAUUUGAUAUGUCACAAUCGAAAUCCUUACCAUUAAAAGAUAAAUUGGCAAAUUUUUUGAUAUUGGGAAAAUUACAGUUUAUAGCAGCAAGGAUAACAGAUGAUGCUGUGAGUGCGUAUUCAAACAUUAAAACCAGUUUGCAGAUACUUUGCUCCAUCAAGGUAAAGUGUGUAAACGAGAAGAGGAGUGUUGAUGAUUAUGAUUAUGAUGAUGAUGAUGAUGAUGAUGAUGAUAACGACUUGAAAUGGGAAUGUGUACAUCUCCUUUUUGAAGUUUAUAAUGCUGCAACUGAAAAUCUUAUUAAUUUAGGUUUGUCGAAAAACAUUCCAACUUAUUUAAACGAAUGGGUCAAAUUGAACGAUGAAUUUAACAUUCCGAUUGUGAAUUGUGUCAACAAGCUCAAAAUUGGGAUUUAUGGCAAAUUGGCAAACAUUGAGAAAUUCCUGAAAUUUGCUGAAUAUAGGGACGAAAAAGUCAGUGAUAACAAGACUGUUCAGUACUAUCAGAGAGUUGCGAAUAUAUUAAACGAUACAAUUACUACUACUGCUACUGCUACUGCUACCCUAAGAAACAAUCUCACAUUUGACAAUAGAGAAUACAUGUACUUAAACACAGACUUUGCUCAAGGGUAUACAGCUUCGGAUCAAUCAAAAGCCAUGCUAGAAAGUAGCAUUGAGAGCUUAAGUGAAACUCUGGUUUUUGAAACAGUUCCAGGCUCAGUUCAGAUUUUUCCUGCAAUAACUGAGGUUACAGGUGGAAACAUCAAAUCUGUUUCUCCUCAAAUAUUCAACACACUUGUUUGCUGUAAAGACAAUUUGUUGAAAAAACUUCUGCAAAAGCGUUUACCGAUACUACAGGAAAAGGAAUUGUUUUACAACUUUUCACGUUGUGUGCAUUUAAUUUCGUUAAUAAGUGCUUACAGAGGGAAGGAGUUGCUUUAUCGCUUGUAUUUUAUACAGGAUCACAUCAAAUCGGUACCUUUUACAAAUUGUAAAAGUAUGCUAUCCAUGCCAAAGGCUGAUUUCAUUCCCUCGCCACCGAAACCUGCGAUAUCAAACUUUGAAGAUCAGUAUAACAAAUUUAAGGACAAUUUAAAUACGCGCAUACCUAGAGAUUGGCACGUUAUUACCUUGGAUAUUUGCGAACAAACGGGUGAUUUAUUAUUAUCCAAAUAUGAGAAAGACCGCAAUCUUGUAUUUCUCAGACUUUCGUCAUCGCGUUUUAAAGAGCGAGAAGGUGUUGCUGUUAUGAACUUUGCAACCAUGAAGUCUGAAUACCGUCGUAUAUUUGAAGAGAAUCGGAAAUCGACUCAAGCCUCCACCACUGCACUGGUUCGAACUGUUGAAGAUAGGAAAAGAUGGUGGAAGUUGAGAUUUACUCUUGAUUUUGAGUUGAAGGAACUUUGUGACCAUGUAGAGCAGUUUUGGUUUGGAGGAUUUAAGGGAAUUUUCACAGCUUGUGAUCAAGGUUUAUUUAUGAAAUUCAAAGAGGAACUAGUCAAGAUUCUUGGAACGUUGAUUUCAAAGACAAUCAAUAAGGGUAUUACUUUAGCGAACUAUAUUUUUGAGUGUUUUUACUCGUUGCAAGAAUAUGACCGAGCCUGUGUUGACGAUUUGCUAACAUAUAUAAUCCACCUUAUUACUUUUCACACUAACGUAUCAGUGUUAAAUAUUAAUUUUGAAAAGCUUCACACUUCAAUCAAGCUGCUAAUUGGAAAAUACUCUUUCCUUAAAGCCAAAGACCAAAGUCAUAUUGUCCUUAUUCCUAGCUCACGCUGCUCGUUUUUUCCAUGGGAAUCGAUGGAUGUUUUACGUGGACGGUCGGUUACACGAAUGCCGUCGGUAUCAAUGUUGUUGGAGUGUUUAGCAAGCAACAAACAUGAGGUGGAUAAGCUGAAUACUUACUACCUUAUCAAUCCUGGUGGUGACUUAAGAAGCAGCGAGGCUCGUUUCAAACCGUUUGUGGACUGUCAUCAACUGUGGACAGGUUUGGUAGCUACGAAGCCUGACGAAAGUCGGAUAAUCAAGGACAUUUUGAAUUCAAGCUUAUAUUUAUACAUUGGGCAUGGAGGAGGUGACCAAUAUUUCAAAAUGACAUCGUUGUUGAAGCUGUCGAUGGAAAAACUGUUACCCUCGACAUUCUUGAUUGGUUGUUCCUCGGGUGAGAUUCAAGAUAAUGGGAGAUUUGAGCCUCUGGGGAGUAUUCUUAGUUGGUUAAAUUGUGGAUCACCUUUAAUUCUUGCUAAUCUUUGGGAUGUAACCGAUAAGGACAUUGAUGCAUUUACAAUAACAAUGUUCAAUCAUUGGGGAUUGGUACGUAAGGAGCAUGAAAGAGCCGUUAUCACUGAAGCUGUAAACAAAGGUAGGUCUGCUUGUAAUUUAAAGUAUUUGAAUGGGGCUGCUCCAAUUGUAUAUGGGUUGCCCUUGAGUGUAUCGAUAUAG
Molecule: messenger RNA, 4044 nt
Organism: Lodderomyces oxycetoniae
Lineage: Eukaryota; Fungi; Ascomycota; Pichiomycetes; Serinales; Debaryomycetaceae
Gene: ESP1
Product: separase
Exons: 1
Coding region: 1-4044 (1347 amino acids)
Biological process (GO): proteolysis; meiotic chromosome separation
Cellular component (GO): mitotic spindle; mitotic spindle pole body; nucleus
Molecular function (GO): cysteine-type endopeptidase activity
Source: RefSeq, a predicted model, not a curated record